CUGUGAAUUCGCCGGCAUCUGAAGAUUUCCUGGGGCUGAACCUUAUUAUCCUGUGAUAUUCCAGGUGGGACCCUGACAAGAAACCAAGAUGGGGAAAAAACUGGAUCUUUCCAAGCUAACUGAUGAAGAGGCCAAGCACAUCUGGGAAGUCAUUCAGCGGGACUUUGAUCUGAGAAGAAAAGAAGAAGAAAGACUAGAGGGCUUGAAGGGCAAGAUUAAGAAGGAAAGCUCCAAGAGGGAGCUGCUGUCGGACUCUGCCCACCUGAACGAGACCCACUGUGCGCACUGCCUGCAGCCCUACCGGCUCCUGGUGAACAGCAGGAGGCAGUGCCUAGACUGCCACCUCUUCACCUGUAAGGGCUGUGGCAGCGCCCACCCCAGGGAGCAGGGCUGGCUGUGUGACCCCUGCCACCUGGCCCGGGUUGUGAAGGUUGGCUCGCUGGAGUGGUACUACAAGCAUGUACGGGCCCGCUUCAAGCGGUUCGGGAGUGCCAAGGUGGUCCGGUCCCUGUCUUGGAGGCUGCAGGCUGGAGAUGGGCCUGAGCAGACCCCUGGUGAGAAUGGUGGAGACAGUGAGCAGACAGAUGAGGACGAAGAUGUGGAUGCAGCAGGCAAGCCCCAGUCUGGCGGCAGCAAAAAGAAGCGCCUCCUUGCCAUCCACAACCUGAACCUGGAGGACGACUCAGAUGACUUCACCCAGUCCCGACAUCAUGCCCUGCACCUGUCCUCUGUCCUCACAGCUGUGGACGGCCCACAGCCCCUCGUCACCAUCGUGCACACGGACACCGACCUGGAAGAGGAGACCCUGAGGAGAAAGCUGGAGGAGAUGACCAGCAACGUCAGUGACCAAGGCACCUCAUCUGAGGAAGAGGAGGGCCAGGACACAUCAGCGGAGUCAAACAGGAGUGCCUCCAGUGGGGGCCUCCCAGGGGUGGCCCCAAAGGUGAGUGCAACCAGAAGACAGAGAGACAGAUGGGACACAGAGCUUCAAGGCCCCCAGGACCACGCCCCACCCACCAGGACCACAGACGAGGCGCUGUCAGAGCUGGAGGACAGAGUGGCUGUGGCGGCCUCCCAAGUCAAGCAGGCAGAGAGUGAGGUGUCUGAUAUCAAGUCCAGGAUUGCAGCCCUGCAGGCUGCAGGGCUCACAGUGAGGCCCUCUGGAAAGCCCCGGAAGAAGUCAAACAUCCCGGUAUUCCUUCCUCGACUUGGGAAAUUAGACCAGAGCCCCAAGGAUCCAAAUCCAGACCCUUCAAGUGAGGUCAAGGUCCUGGCUGUACCCCACCUUCUCAAGAGGAAGUUCAGUCACUCCCCUAAAAGUGCAGGUAAGAACAGCGACGAAGAACCCUUUGACAGAAAAUCAGCAUACCGUGGUUCCCUGACCCAGAGAAACCCCAACGGGAGGAAGGAGAAAGCCGACCACAUAUUUGCGAAGCCGGUGAUGGCCCACCAGCCUUGA
Messenger RNA from Loxodonta africana (African savanna elephant), 1459 nucleotides. It is a transcript of the gene MLPH, whose product is annotated as melanophilin. The coding region runs from base 89 to 1459 and encodes 456 amino acids. NCBI's taxonomy places the organism in Eukaryota, Metazoa, Chordata, Mammalia, Proboscidea, Elephantidae. Gene Ontology annotation, cellular component: cortical actin cytoskeleton. Gene Ontology annotation, molecular function: myosin binding; actin binding; small GTPase binding. Gene Ontology annotation, biological process: intracellular protein transport. The record is from RefSeq and is a predicted model, not a curated record. The transcript is spliced from 12 exons.